GUCGAACGGGAAAAAUACCAACUCCUCCGUUGCUAUUCCAGUGUGCGUAAACCUAUCUAUCGUCUACCUCGUAUAAAUACUGUACACCUACGUUUCACACUUAAAUAUUAUCCACCGCACAACCAUGAGCCAACAAAAGGCCGUCGUCGUUCUAUUAUUGAAUGUAUUUUUAACAUCAUUCGUCUGCGCCCAAUAUGGUAGUCCUGCUGGCAAUAGCAAUCCCGGAUACGGUGGUACAGGUACCAGUGUACCAUCAGGAGAUUAUGGACACAAAGGCCAAAAUCCCGUCGGAGGACCUAGUGGAUCAGAUGGAAAUUCAGAACCCGAGCCGUUCAACUUUGCUUACCAAGUAAAAGAUGCACCCACCAAUACAGACUUCAAGCACGAAGCCAACAGUGACGGCAAACGAGUGACCGGAGCGUACAGCGUACUUCUUCCUGAUGGUCGUAAUCAAGUAGUGACAUAUGUUGCCGACGAAAAUGGUUACAACGCCAAGAUCAACUAUGAAGGAGAAGCAAAACCACAACCAUCUCAACCAGGCAGCCAAGGAGGUUAUCCGUCCGCACCAGGUUUCCCUUCUGCUGCUCCUAGUUAUCCUUCCGCUGCCCCUGGUUAUCCUUCUGCGGCCGCCCCUGGAUAUCCUUCUGCAGCUGCCCCUGGUUAUCCUUCUUCAGCAUCUGGUUUUCCUUCUUCAGCUCCAGGUGGUUACCCAUCGUCUGCCCCGAGUUAUCCUUCAUCAGCGCCGGGUUUCCCAUCGUCUGCCCCGAGUUACCCGACCGGCGUUAAAGGAUCUUACGCCGCACCUCAACCCAAAAACGGAGGAUAUUAAUUAAUAACUCUGUAACGUUUGUUUAAUUGAUUAAUUUUUAAUAUUUUAAGCGAUUUUUUCGCCCUUGUACUUAAUUAUGUAUUUUAUUUUUUAUUUUUCAAAAACAGUCAAAAUAAGCUAUAAAUUGGUCAUUGACCAAAUUGUAACAAAUAUUACGUACAACAAAAUAUUCAUAAAUGUAUACCUACCGUAUUUUGACUAAAAAUAGUUAGUUAAUUUAAAUUAUUUUAUUAUUUUAUAACUAAUAAACAUAUUGUUUUUUUUUAUAAAA
Molecule: messenger RNA, 1100 nt
Organism: Acyrthosiphon pisum (pea aphid)
Lineage: Eukaryota; Metazoa; Arthropoda; Insecta; Hemiptera; Aphididae
Gene: cp72
Product: cuticular protein 72
Cellular component (GO): extracellular matrix
Source: RefSeq, marked validated